Messenger RNA from Anguilla rostrata (American eel), 2365 nucleotides. Its product is annotated as interleukin-21 receptor. Gene Ontology annotation, molecular function: cytokine receptor activity; protein binding. Lineage: Eukaryota; Metazoa; Chordata; Actinopteri; Anguilliformes; Anguillidae. The transcript is spliced from 10 exons. Gene Ontology annotation, cellular component: external side of plasma membrane. The record is from RefSeq and is a predicted model, not a curated record. Gene Ontology annotation, biological process: cytokine-mediated signaling pathway. Bases 482 to 1543 code for a protein of 353 amino acids.
GCAUCAUACCCCACCACGCAUCAAAGCCUCAUUCAUUACAGCAAGGCGCUGCACCAUCGACAAAGCUCAUAGAUCAAGAAUUCCAGAUGACAGACAGAUGACAGAUGUUUGCAUGAAAAAUGGAAAGAUACAGGGACGGUCUAAAAAUUAACAUUCUUCUUACCUUCAUCUUUGGAUUUAAUAGCACUGGUCUUCUCUGUGCAGCAGAAGGUAACCAAGAUGUCAUGUCAAACACUUUAAGACAGUCUCUUCAACACUGAAGUAUUUUGUGCAUGUGUUUUCUGGUCUGUGUUCCAGACCACAAGUACCACGCUACAAUGCUCCAAAGUACAAGCUGGCAUGUUUGAAUGAUUAUGUGGUCACAAUAAGCUGUGUGCUGAACAUCUCUAUAGAUCCCCUACAUGAUGGAAAUGGCUCCUAUUGGCUGGAAUUUGAAAGGGAAGACAACAGAAAAAAGUUUGAAUGCCCACUUGUGAACCAAAUGGACCGUUACUGCUGUACAGUUAACUCAACAGAACGAUUUAUAGAUUCUGAACAUUUUGUGAUCUUCUGCUUCAACAAAAACGCUGAUAAAUCAGGUAAAAUGGAAAUGGAUAAAUCGUACGAGCCAAAGCAUAAUAUAAAACCGAUUGCUCCCAUCAACCUUACAGUCCACUGGAGUUCCAGUCACUAUCAGUUUACUUGGGAUAGUGGCUAUGAGAAAUAUAGACCAAAAACAUUCAUGGAAAGACUGAAAUACCGCCUCCAGUACUAUAAGCAUGGACACCCAGACAGUGCAAAGACAAUACAUUCAGGUAAUAAGACACAGCACAUUGAUGGCUCUAACUUUGAACCAGGCACGGAAUAUAUUGCAAAAGUGUGCUCCAGUCCUGAUCAGGACUAUUACAAAGGGCAUUGGAGUGAGUGGAGCACUGCAGUUAAGUGGAGGACCGAUCCAAGUCCAGUUUUAGAUGCAACACCCUCUGCAAGAACAGUAUUGCUCUUUAUUGGCUCUUUUUCCUUCCUAGCAUGCAUGCUAGUUGGCGUGCUGGUGUGUCUUAAGAGGUGCAGGAUAAAGUUACACUCCCAUGUUCCAACUCCAGCCCCAUAUUUUCAGCCUCUCUAUAGUAACUACAAUGGAGAUUUACAGAGCUGGCUUGUGUCGCAAAGCAAUCUGGGAGAGCCAUUCACUAUGGAAGAAACCUUGAAAAUUGACCCUUUGUUUGAGGUCACACCCAUUGUAAAUGAAGAACGGUUCUUACCACUUACGUCCAGCAACCAGUACGUUAAUGUCUGUGGUAUGGUCAACCAGGACAAUGUUGGCACGCCGCCAUCAGCAUCCAUCCAGAAGUCCAGCUUCGAGGUGCUACGCCACCUGUCUCUGGAGGAAAUGAGCACCAGUGGGGAUGACUUGGGCUGUGAGGGCUGGAUUCACAGCCCAGCCAGCAUCUGGCUGCCUGGCACAGGGUCAUCACUUGACCCACAGAGCAUGUGCUGCAGCAAAGAUUAUUGUAUCCUCAUUGACACCAACAACGACCUCAUCCUCAGCACUGGGAUGGAGUAAGCCACAGGCCCAGGAAGCUCUCCCACUGAGGUCAUUGUGCCACCAUAGGUGUGUGUCUCAAGCACCAAGAAACGGCCCUAUCAUCCCUGAUGGAAACAGCUGAGGGCAGAUGAUACACCCUGAGCAGCAGUGCAUUUCAUUCCACCUUAACAUGGUGUCUAAAACAUGCUGUCAUUUUAAUCAAAGGUCUUUGUCUAAUCAAUGACCAUAAGGAAAAAAGUGCAGUGACUACUUCACACUUGGAAUGUUUCUGAAAUGUCUAAAUACAAUUUAGGUCAACAGCAUCCCUUUCUUUAUUAAUUUUGUUUAACUAUAUCUUGUUUGAGAGAUCUUACGAUAUAGGCCUUAAUAAGAUCAAGCUUUAAAACAGAAAUAAUGAAAGAUGAUAUAGUUUUUAAGUGAAGAUGAAUCUAUUAUAUUUUUACUAUAUAUCAUACUAAUUUACUAUAUUUUAAAGAUUUAGAAUAUUCUGGUUUGUAAUUAGGACAUCUGCAUACUUCACCAGAGGGAUCCUGUUUUACAGGGCAAGCAGAAUUGUAUUACAUUUCUUUGCUCCAAAUGUGUAAUUGGAAUGGUAGGUAUGCCAUGGCAGGUAUGCCAUCCACCAAGUUACGGCUUGGUGGGGCAUGUCACGUGCCUAUACAGCUCUGACGGUUUGGCACUUUUCUGGGUUUCCUACAGAAAUAACCACAAUGACCACAGACUCUAAGCCCUUAAGCGCAUUAACUUCUGUACCUUCUGAUCUCAUUUAAACACACAGAAUUCAGACACAAAUUCACAUGCUCACACAAUAAAGCCCCAAACUUGGGUUAUUUUGCAUUU